Molecule: messenger RNA, 949 nt
Organism: Trifolium pratense (red clover)
Lineage: Eukaryota; Viridiplantae; Streptophyta; Magnoliopsida; Fabales; Fabaceae
Product: 60S ribosomal protein L6-like
Exons: 4
Coding region: 85-786 (233 amino acids)
Biological process (GO): ribosomal large subunit assembly; cytoplasmic translation
Cellular component (GO): ribosome; cytosolic large ribosomal subunit
Molecular function (GO): RNA binding; structural constituent of ribosome
Source: RefSeq, a predicted model, not a curated record
CGAAAUGAAAGAAAGCUAUCACUGUUAGUAAAUUAGGGUUUUGGAAGCAAACACAACACAACACAACCAAAAACAGCGGCGGCAAUGGCACCGAAACAAAGGACCGCUAGAGUUAGCCGUAACCCUGAAUUGAUUAGAGGUAUCGGAAAAUACUCUAGGUCUACCAUGUACCACAAGAGAGGUCUCUGGGCUAUUAAGGCCAAACAUGGCGGCUCUUUCCCUCGCCAUGACCCCGUCGCUAAACCUGAAACUCCCGUCGAGAAGCCUCCCAAAUUCUACCCUGCCGAUGAUGUUAAGAAGCCCCUCCGUAACAAGCACAAACCAAAACCUACUAAGCUAAGGGUUAGCAUUACUCCAGGCACAGUGUUGAUUAUUCUUGCUGGAAGAUUUAAGGGGAAGAGAGUUGUGUUUCUUAAGCAGCUUCCUUCUGGACUUCUUCUAGUAACCGGUCCAUUCAAGAUUAACGGAGUCCCUUUGAGGCGUGUGAAUCAGGCUUAUGUUAUUGGAACAUCAACCAAAGUAGACAUUUCUUCAGUUAAUGUUGAUAAGUUUGAUGACAAGUACUUUUCAAAGGAGUCCCCAAAAAAGACAAAGAAGGGAGAGGGAGAGUUCUUUGAGGCAGAUAAGGAGGAUAAAAAGGUUCUCCCCCAGGAAAAGAAGGAUGAUCAGAAGACUGUCGAUGCUGGUUUGUUAAAAGCCAUCGAGAGUGUUCCGGACUUGAAGACUUACCUAGGUGCGAGGUUUUCCUUGAAGGCUGGUGUGAAGCCUCAUGAGUUACUCUUCUAGACGAAACAAGUGUUAGAGAAUUGUUUUUUUGCCCUUGUUUUUUGUUUAUUGUCAAAGUUGGAUCUUAAGUAAUCAUUUACAUUUUCUUGGUAUUUAGACUGCUGUAAAACUUGUAUUUUAUGUGUCAGGUAUUUUCUUUAAUAUAUUUUAUCCUCGUGCACUA